Anarrhichthys ocellatus (wolf-eel) is the source of this 7652-nucleotide messenger RNA. RefSeq names its product protein bicaudal D homolog 2-like. Gene Ontology annotation, biological process: microtubule anchoring at microtubule organizing center; protein localization to organelle; regulation of microtubule cytoskeleton organization. The transcript is spliced from 11 exons. Bases 1 to 2472 code for a protein of 823 amino acids. The record is from RefSeq and is a predicted model, not a curated record. NCBI's taxonomy places the organism in Eukaryota, Metazoa, Chordata, Actinopteri, Perciformes, Anarhichadidae. Gene Ontology annotation, cellular component: cytosol; Golgi apparatus. Gene Ontology annotation, molecular function: dynein complex binding; cytoskeletal adaptor activity; dynactin binding.
AUGGCGACGGCGGUUCCCCCUGCGGUGCGGGCGCGUGGACCUGAGAGAUCUGAGCCAGCCACACCGGGGGAGGGCAGCAUCCUGCGGCGUCUGAAUAACAACUCUUUUCCUCCUUUAUUGUGUCUCCAGGCCUUCGGACAAGCCUACUCCAACCACAGGAAGGUGGCAGCGGAUGGGGAGAGCCGUGAGGAGUCUCUCAUCCAGGAGUCGGCCUGUAAGGAGGCCUACUACGAGCAGAGGGUCCUGGAGCUGCAGGCGGAGCUCCGCCAGGCGCGCAACAUCCUCACCAAUACCCAGUCUGAGAACGAACGGCUGAACACCAUCUCCCAGGACAUGAGAGAGAACGGCCAGAUGGUGGAACUGCAGAGGAAUCAGCUGCGUGACGACGUCAAGGAGUACAAGUUCCGGGAGGCUCGUCUGCUGCAGGACUACACCGAGCUGGAGGAGGAGAACAUCUCGCUGCAGAAGCAGGUCUCCGUGCUCAAGCAGAGCCAGGUGGAGUUUGAGGGUUUGAAGCAUGAGAUCCGUCGUCUGGAGGAGGACACUCAGUUCCUGAACAGCCAGCUGGAGGACGCCAUCCGACUGAAAGAGAUCGCCGAGCGUCAGCUAGGUGAGGCCCUGGAGACCAUCAAGACUGAGCGGGAGCUGAAGGCGUCCCUGAGGAAAGAGCUCUCGCACUACAUGAGCAUUGGAGACACGCUUUGUCAAAGUCCUCUCAGCAUCUCUCUGGAUGGACUCAAGUUCGGCGACGACGCCGGCACUGAGCCCAACAACGACGAGGCUCUCCACGGGUACGAGAACGGCUUCACCAAGCUGGCCAAUGCCAUCACCUGCGACAACCGCAUCUCCGCGCCCAAGAAGGACGAUGUGUUCCAUCCUGCGCCCAGCCUCGUGGACGACCUGCUGAGCGAACUCAACAUCUCGGAGAUCCAGAAGCUCAAACAGCAGCUGAUGCAGAUGGAGCGGGAGAAGGUCAACCUGAUGUCCACCCUGCAGGACUCCCAGAAACAGCUGGAGCAGGUCAACGGCGCUCUGUCCGAGCACCAGGAGAAGGUCAACCGCCUCACCGAGAACCUCAGCGCCAUGCGCAAGCUCCAGGCCAGCAAGGAGCGCCAGUCCGCCUUGGACAACGAGAAAGAACGCGACAGCAAUGAAGACGGAGACUACUACGAGGUGGACAUCAAUGGACCGGAGAUUCUGGAGUGCAAGUAUAAGGUCGCUGUGUCUGAAGCAGGAGAGCUGAAGGAGGAACUGAAGACUCUGAAGACAGAAUACCAGGCCUGUCAGUCGAGUUACGAAGAGGAGCGCACCCGUCUGGAGAUCGACGUCACAGCGCUGGAAGUGAAGCUGGCGACUCUGGAGAAGACCAGUCACACAGAGAGAGUAGAGAAGGCCAAGCUGGAGAAGGAAGUGCGCAAGUUGAGCGACGUGGCAGGCGAGUCCCAGGGCAGUCUAAGUGUGGCACAGGACGAGCUGGUCACCUUCAGCGAAGAACUGGCCACCCUCUACAACCACGUCUGCAUGUGCAACAACGAGACACCCAACCGCGUCAUGCUUGACUUCUACAAGCAGGGCAAGGGUGGUCGGAGCAGCCCAGAGGGCCGUGGUCGCCGCUCCCCCAUUCUGCUAACCAAGGGCCUCUUCCCCGAACCCGGUAAGACCGACCAGAGCGACGGAGCCCCUUCACCGGUCUCCUCGCUGCCUUCUCCCGUGUCGGACCACCGCCGCGAGCCCAUGAACAUCUACAAUCUGGUGGCCAUCAUCCGGGACCAGAUCAAGCACCUGCAGCUGGCCGUGGACCGCACCACGGAGCUGUCGCGCCAGAGGGUGGCCUCUCUGGAGCUCGGCACCGUGGCGGACAAGGACAAGGAAGCCUGCAUGGAGGAGAUCCUCAAACUGAAAUCUCUGCUCAGCACCAAGAGGGAACAGAUCGCAACCCUGCGGACCGUCCUCAAGGCCAACAAGCAGACAGCAGAAGUCGCUCUGGCCAAUCUGAAGAGCAAGUACGAGAACGAAAAGGCCAUGGUAACGGAGACCAUGAUGAAACUGAGGAACGAGCUCAAAGCCCUGAAGGAGGACGCCGCCACCUUUUCCUCCCUCAGAGCCAUGUUCGCCACACGGUGUGACGAGUACGUCACCCAGCUGGACGAGAUGCAGAGGCAGCUGGCUGCAGCAGAGGACGAGAAGAAGACCCUCAACUCUCUGCUGCGGAUGGCCAUCCAGCAGAAACUGGCCCUGACUCAGCGCUUGGAGGACCUGGAGUUCGACUACGAGGAGACCCGCCGGGGGGGCAUCGCCAGCCGGGUCAAGGCCCGCAGCAAGGCCGCCAGCGGCACCUCCGCCCUCCCCCACGUAAGUCAGAGUCUCACCUGCUCUGGCUCCGGCCGACCAGUGCUCAACGCCAUGCCCAAUGGCAUUCUGGGAGGCCCGCCGGCUUUUUGCAGCGAGAAGUACAAGAUCUACUGUGACUGAGGCGGCUGAGGAGUCCGCAAGGGACUGCUGUGUACAGAGGGGAGGGGGGGGCCCGCGGGCCCGACCCUCCCUGCCUUAGUGUUAAAGAGCCCCACUCUGCUCGCUUAGCUCCCUGCGCUCCUCUAGGGACCGCUGUGUGACUAACCAGCUGCUCAUGUGUGCUCGUGUAAACGCUUAGGGGAAUGCCGAUGUGUGUGUACAGUGUGCACUAGACGUUUGGACUGUGGUAGACAUAUAUGGCAUGUGGAUUAUAGGGGCCCCCGGUAUAUUGGGGGUUUUGUGGGUAUAAUGGCGUGUCUAUUCUUUCCUCUGUCAUAGUGCUGUACGUAUGACGUAAACAAGGUGGCAGCUUCUGUGCUCGUUUGUUCUGCCCCCCCUCUUCCCCUGAGUGUAUUGCCUGGUAAGAGUAACACAUGGCGGGGAUUGGGACUUGUAAAGAAGAUGUCGAUCUGACGGUUUUGUGUCUGUCGGCAUUGGUGCUCCUUUAAUAAAAGCCCCCUUCUCUCACCAUCCUGCCCCCUCACCCCGCCCCCACCCCACCCCCACCAGGACUGACCUGCGUCCAGCAGCCCACCGUCUAAAUCAGGUCAAAGAAAAAGGAACUAAAAAUAUGCAAUCUCCCUCUUGCUUUCCUGCAAGGGGAGCACACAGUGUGAUUCUACACAGAAAUUUCAAACGUGGGUUUGCUACUGGGUUUGUAAUGGAAUUGGUGGGCAGAAAAGGAGCACCUGUGACCACAGGUGUUUAUUUCAGGGUUGUUUUAAAGCUGUGACGCUAGCACACCAAUACAGUAGGGUCAGUAGAAUCGCAUGGCUUCGCAGCUGAAAAACGCUUAUGAGCUUCUUCUUUUUUAAACUGUUUCUAUGUCGUCAGGUAUGUGGUACAGGAAGAACUCCUGUACUACAGGGCUCUACGUUGUGAAAAGAGGAGUUAUUCGGUGUCUGGUGAAACGCAGGAGGGCUACUCCAUGUGACCCGUCACGUUGCGAUGGAUUCUUUCAGAGCCAUGUUAUCCGAGAGAAGGACGUUUUGACUUAUCGAUCUCCAUAAACCCAAAUUAAGUGCACUUCAGCAAAGGUGCCUCAGGUUCCGACCUCUGUUAAAAUGGAUAUAUAUCGAUUACUGUGAACGGAGAUACAAUAUAGUUUUGAUUCAAAGGCGAUUUUUUUUUUUUUUUUUUAAAUGCGGAGUAAAUCCUAGAAGAGCACAAAUCAAAAAAGAAAAAGGCGCCCACGCGUGCACAACGAAAUCUACGAACAAAAACCAACCGACCGCUCGGCAAAAGUGCCUGUCGACCCAAACGCUUGAUAUAUUUAUCUAUCUGUUGAUGUAAAGCCCUGUCCUCGUGUCUCCCCCACAUCCUCCGUCUCCCUGUUCUAUUUUUAGAUCGCUCCGAGCUCUCAAAUGAUUUCCGUGCUGUUGCGUGGCUAAAAAGCCUUCCCUCGUGUCUCUAAUUUGUGUCUUUUGUCGCCCGGUCGCCCAAAAUGACCUCCUCUCUUUCUAGAUUGUCAGCAGCUUGCUCCUCCAGCAUCACCACUCACCCUUUAACUAGAGCGAGGAAUUGUGGGGGAAGUUGCCCUCUGAAUAUUUUCGGUCAGGUAACGUCCUCACAUGCGCCGCGUUCCCGAUAUUUGCCUGUGUGUGUGUGUGUGUAUAUCAGCGUUAACGUGACGGGCCCUCGUGUGUAUUCUGGUUUUAACCUUUUGCAGAUGGAGGGUCUUUGUUUUUGUUUUCUGGUGUGUGAGGACAGAGCGAGUGACUUACUGUUUUUGUAUUCACAAUAGCUUUAACCCCUCGCAAGCUAGCAUUACGCAAAUAGGAAAAAGAAGUGGGGCUUGUGUUUUUAUAAAUCCAUGUACUGCUUGUGGAUCAUAGACACAUUAGCUUUAUGGUGCUGAAAGCAGGGUUGAUGAGGAGAUCCUGCAAGAUUGAUCAAAUUAUGUGUUUUCUACUACCACUAUGCUAUAUAUUGAAAUCUAUAUUCUUAAUAUGAUCAUGUUCAGGUUAUAAUCUUGCAGGAUCCGACUACAGUAUUCCUCCCUCUCGGAUGUAAAGAGAGGGAGCUUAAUUAUUCCGCCCGAAAAUGGAGUCAACCCUGCUUGAGAGUGCAUCCGUAAAGCCACCGCGCACAGCGUAGACAGACGAGGCUAUCGCACACACACCUCCUUCAGAGGUCAAUCACUCUUCAGUUUGAGAUUCGCUUAACUUCCAAGUGUGAUGCAUUCUUUAUAUCAGUUUGCUCUGACGGGGGAAACGGUUCGGGGAGUUAGAGGAGGGAGAACUACUCUCGUCGUAGACCGGCUCCAGAGAGAGGAGAUGGAGAAAGCCAGAUGUCCUGGCUGAGAGCUGACUCUCAUACAGGGAGAAACUCCCGGUCAUUAUUGGAGGGGAAAUUUAAAUAACACUGGUUGCUCAUUUGACCAGAGGACACUGAUUCAUUAGGGCCCCGAACCCUUCCCCCUUGUAUAGGCUCUGUGGAAUCACGGAGCGGUAGGUGGACCCCAGGAUGGGAUUGGGACUAGAACCCCGUCGCCUUUAGAAAGAUGAAACUCCCACGUCGCUCCGUCCGGUUUGAAAAUCGAUGUCUGGCGUGUCUGCUGUCGUAACAGCAUGCCACCUAUAAAGCUCCUCCUACCUCUGCUUGCAGGCUCCGCCCAUGUCACCUUUUUUUAAAGUUUUACCACACAAUGCAUCCAGUUUUUGAUUCCCAGUAGGCCUGCAUGUCAACUCAUUCUCCAUUAACUUGCAUGGCUCAUGAACGAGACCUCUUUUUGACCCCGGGGUGGUGGGACGAGGCUUCGUGGUGCUCGAGAGUCAUUGGCUUCCUAACUGCACCCGCAGGACGGUCAUCACGUCGGGGGUUCCUAACAGGGCUUCCAUUGCGUUGACUAACUCCAGCCGCCGUGCCGCUCUGAAUUGACAAAAAACACCAAUGCUGAUAACGUUUGUUUCUUCAUUUUUACAGUAAACACAGUAGUUCCGCGUGGACGACGAAGUGCCAACACAAAGGUCCAUUCUCACUGCUGAGUUCACCGAAAAGAGUUAGCACUAAUAGAACAUUAGGACUCGAAGACAAAAAAAAUACUAAACGAAAACACUGAUUUCCAGUCGAAUAAAGUGACUCACUUUUUAAAAGGUUACGGCUGUUAGAACGACACUUUUGCAUGCUGCUGCUGCUGCUGGAAGCCAAUUCCUCAGAGGUCCAAUGAACUGAUUAAAAAGUGUGGGUUUGUGAUUAGCUAAUCUAAGCCCUCCAAUGAGAACACAGGGGACUCUGGGUCUGGUCUCAUCUUUUGUUUUGUUCUAGUUUAUUGUUUUUAUUUUGUAAUCUGUGCACUUUCAUUAUAUAGGGUUAUAACGGACUAUUAUUAACCUGUAGGAGUGGUAGUAUAUGGUUUGUGAGUUAUUCAGCAUAGGUUAUAAGACUUUAGGAUUAUUCGUCAUCCUGAACUUAAAUAACAAACCAUUUACUCUAAAGGCUCCACAAGCCACAGACCUGCUAUUAUGACUUUAUCCUCAAGAUUUUAUCCAUCAAAUAAUCAUGUUUUGAAUUGUUUUGUUACACCAUAUGUUAAGCUGUUUGUUUGUUCUGCUGCCAUGUUCUAUACACAAAAACAAAAAUCCUGGGUGAUCAGAUUCUGGGGUUUUUUCAUGUAUUUAUUAUUCCUAGGAAUAGUUCGAAAAUAACACAAUGAAACUUGACAACGCUCUGACUCAAAUAGGUAAGUUGUGUUUCGGGGAAAAAACCCAAUUGAGUGGUAUGAUAUGCUUUUCCUCACUUCUUACCGAGGGCGUUCCACUGAAACGGGAUCACUGACCGCCAGCAUUCUCUGCAAGUGCGACAAUUAAAUUCCAAAUUGGAAUUGUUUCAUUCUCUCUUCGUUUAUCGUGCCAAAUCUUGGCGCACCGUUUAGGUUGAAAAGAAUCGAGACUCGGAAAGAAGACAAACCGUCACUGAGACAUGAUGUAGUCGGGGGGGCGCCGUGGCUCUGCAAGCGAGCGCCCGGGGUUUUGCUUUUGGUUUGUUUAGUUCUUCGUUUCUGACCAGUAGUGCCUUUCAUUGUUUCAAGGGAGAAUCUUAGACUAGUACUUUGUUUUGUUUUUUUACAGGCGAGGACUUCGGGUUCAAAAUAACUGUGAGCAGCAAUAAGUGCAAAGGGAAUUUUUCCCCGUCUGCAUAAGUGAUAGUUUUGAAAUUAGCUCAAUAAAAGUGAAAUUGUAUUGAAUUCUGCAGGUCAGUGAUCCCACUCAUUAAAUUCAGGGGUAUUAAGAAAAAGGUUGUUUUUUUUUUAAUCAAACUUUGGGAACCAAGUGAAAUCCCUUUGGCCUCCUGUUGUUGAACAAAAUGCUCCGAGCAUCGGUCAUGUGUCGGAGCAGGUCGGUGUAUUAUUGGAAACAUCUCCGCAUCUCUAGCUUUGUUUGGUGAAGGUAAAGUGAUAUCAAUAGUAUUGUUGAAAAGAAAUGUGCAGAGAGCGCAUUUUCUUUUUGUCCAAUUUGAGUUAUGUUUGUUGUUGUUUUUUAUUAUUAUUAUUGAUUUUUUUUUACAUCAUUUUUGAGCAUUAUGUUUUCAGGAAACAGAAAACAAAAUUAGCAUCAACAAGCUUGAAUAGUGCCAUUACAGCCAAUGCUUGUUUGUUGAGGCGUUAAAACUUACCAAUACGGACGGGAAGCUAGGAAAUAAAAGUGCAAUUCAGAUAAAAGUUUUACAUUUUACAAAAGGAAAAAGAAAGUUUUCUGUUUGCUGGAAGCGAUAGCGUUGUGAUAAUACAAUUAGCUGUGCAAACUUUAUAUUGUCAUAUUGUGUUUCAGUAUUGAUCCAUAAUGAGUUUGAUAUCUUUAUAUGAAAUAACGACUUCACCUGUAUGUUGGUAUUUAUUUGAAUUGUCAUGCAGUACUGUAUUCUUAUCAAUAAUGUGCAUUAUGAUUAAUAGCAUAUUGAUAACAGCUAAAUGUCAUAUGCAUGUUUCCCAGUCAUGGGACCUUUACACAGAAUAGAAAACAAACAUGUGAACUUUUGUCAGGGUGUUAAAAAAUGAAAAAAAAUAGACGAGUUAAGUCUGAUGUAUUACUGCUGAACUAAUCCUUUGAAAGUGUUUUGUUUGUUUUCCAGUCGAGAGGCGGGAUGUCUGUGUAAAGGUAGUCAUGCUGGCUAAAAAUCAAUAAAUGUGACUUCAGUUCCAA